Myotis daubentonii (Daubenton's bat) is the source of this 4432-nucleotide messenger RNA. It is a transcript of the gene DNMT3B, whose product is annotated as DNA methyltransferase 3 beta. The record is from RefSeq and is a predicted model, not a curated record. Gene Ontology annotation, molecular function: DNA binding; DNA (cytosine-5-)-methyltransferase activity, acting on CpG substrates. Gene Ontology annotation, biological process: negative regulation of transcription by RNA polymerase II. NCBI's taxonomy places the organism in Eukaryota, Metazoa, Chordata, Mammalia, Chiroptera, Vespertilionidae. Gene Ontology annotation, cellular component: nucleus.
CGUCCCGCUGCCCCGCCCGGCCCGCGCCGCGUCCUCGCAGCAGCUGCCCCGGCCGCAGCCCGCGUGGAGCUCCGCGAGUCCCGGCCCGACGCCACCGCCCCACUGGCAGGCCGACGAGCGAGAGGCCGCGCCCGGCCGGCAGCGCGGGGGUUAAGGGGCCCAAGUAAACGCAGCCCCGCGAUCGGCGCCGGAGAUUCGCGAGCCGAGUGCCCUGCGCGGCCGCCCGCCGGCCUCCCGCCCGCCGGUCGGGACCUGUGGCUGGACCUCGGAGCCGCGUCCGAGUCGGGUUCUCGGCAGGAAACAAUGAAGGGAGACACCAGGCCACUCAGCAGAGAGGAGGAUGCCAGCGGGAGGGAAGACUCCAUCAUCACCAAUGGGGACUGCAGCAACCAGUCUUCUGACUCCAAGGAUGCGCCGUCACCCCCGAUCUUGGAGGCCAUCAGCACCCCGGAGAUCAGAGGCCGCAGAUCAAGCUCACGAUUGUCCAAGAGAGAGGUCUCCAGCCUGCUAAGUUAUACUCAGGAUCUGACGGGUGAUGGAGAUGGCGAUGAAGAAGAUGGAGAUGGCUCCGACACUCCAAUAAUGCCAAAACUCUUCCGGGAAACCAGGACUCGGUCUGAAAGCCCAGCUGUCCGAACCCGAAAUAACAUCAGUGCCUCUGGCCGGGAGAGGCACAGGCUCUCCCUCCGUUCCACCCGAGGCCGGCAGGGCCGCAAUCACAUGGACGAGUCCCCAGUGGAGUUCUCAACUACCAGGUCCCUGAGGCGGCGCACAGCAUCGUUGGCAGGCACACCAUGGCCGUCCCCAGAGAGCCCCUACCCCACGAUCGACCUCACCGAUGACAAUGUGGUGCCCCAGAGCAGUAGUACCCCUUACACCCGCCUGGCUCAGGACAGUCAACAGGAGAACUUGGACUCCCCACAGAUGUACACAGAGGGCAGAGAUACAGACGGCACCGAGUAUCAGGAUGGGAAGGAGUUUGGAAUAGGGGACCUCGUGUGGGGAAAGAUCAAGGGCUUCUCCUGGUGGCCUGCCAUGGUAGUGUCUUGGAAGGUCACCUCCAAGCGCCAGGCCAUGGCCGGCAUGCGGUGGGUCCAGUGGUUUGGCGAUGGCAAGUUCUCUGAGGUCUCUGCAGAUAAGCUGGUGGCCUUGGGGCUAUUCAGCCAGCACUUUAAUCUGGCGACCUUCAAUAAGCUGGUCUCUUAUAGGAAGGCCAUGUACCACGCUCUGGAGAAAGCCAGGGUGCGGGCUGGCAAGACCUUCCCCAGCAGCCCCGGAGACUCAUUGGAGGACCAGCUGAAGCCCAUGUUGGAGUGGGCCCAUGGGGGCUUCAAGCCCACCGGGAUCGAGGGCCUCAAACCCAACAACAAGCAAACAGUGGUUAAUAAGUCGAAGGUGCGUCGUGCAGGCAGUAUGAAAUUAGAAUCAAGGAAAUACGGUAUUCCCUUCCCAUCCUUUGACUAUGCACUAUUUUCUUUGCACUGCCUUUCAAUUUCUUUGCCUCUACAGUGGUCACUGGAAAAGAAAUCUCAACCUGAACUCUCAUCCCCCACUUCACUCUCAACCUUCACAAGUCCUCCAUCCAGGUUAACCUUGUUGGAGAACAAGAAGCGCAGACGCACAGCCGAUGACUCGUCCACCUCCACGGACUACUGCCCCCAACCGAAGCGCCUCAAGACAAACUAUAACAAUGGCAAAGACCGAGGAGAGGAGGACCAGACUCGAGAGCAAAUGGCUUUGGAUGUUGCCAACAACAAGAGUAGUCUGGAAGACAGCUGUUUGUCCUGUGGUAGGAAAAACCCCGUGUCCUUCCACCCUCUCUUUGAGGGGGGACUCUGCCAGACGUGUCGGGACCGGUUCCUCGAGCUGUUCUACAUGUACGACGAUGAUGGCUACCAGUCCUACUGCACCGUGUGCUGUGAGGGGCGCGAGCUGCUUCUGUGCAGCAACACAAGCUGCUGCCGGUGCUUUUGUGUGGAGUGCCUGGAUUUGCUGGUGGGCACGGGCACAGCAGCAGAUGCCAAGCUGCAGGAGCCCUGGAGCUGCUACAUGUGCCUCCCUCAGCGCUGUCACGGGGUCCUGCAGCGCCGCAAGGACUGGAAUGUUCGCCUGCAGUCCUUUUUCACCAGCGACCCUGGUCUCGAAUACGAAGCCCCCAAGUUAUAUCCUGCGAUUCCUGCAGCCCGAAGGCGGCCCAUUCGAGUCUUGUCCCUGUUUGAUGGAAUUGCCACAGGGUACUUGGUCCUCAAAGAAUUGGGGAUCAAAGUAGAGAAGUAUGUCGCCUCUGAAGUGUGUGAAGAGUCCAUCGCCGUUGGAACUGUUAAGCACGAAGGCAACAUUAAAUAUGUGAAUGACGUCAGGAACAUCACAAAGAAAAAUGUUGAAGAAUGGGGUCCCUUUGACUUGGUAAUUGGCGGGAGCCCAUGCAAUGAUCUCUCAAAUGUGAACCCCGCCAGGAAAGGCCUAUAUGAGGGCACGGGCCGGCUUUUCUUCGAGUUCUACCACCUGCUGAACUACGCCCGGCCCAAGGAAGGCGACGACCGGCCCUUCUUCUGGAUGUUUGAGAACGUGGUAGCCAUGAAGGUGGGCGACAAGAGGGACAUCUGUCGGUUCCUGGAGUGUAAUCCAGUGAUGAUCGAUGCCAUCAAAGUGUCUGCUGCUCACAGGGCCCGAUACUUCUGGGGCAACCUGCCCGGGAUGAACAGGCCCGUGAUAGCAUCAAAGAAUGAUAAACUCGAGCUGCAGGACUGCUUGGAGUUCAAUAGGACAGCAAAGUUAAAGAAAGUACAGACAAUAACCACCAAGUCGAACUCGAUCAGACAGGGGAAAAACCAACUUUUCCCAGUUGUCAUGAAUGGCAAAGAAGAUGUUUUGUGGUGCACUGAGCUAGAAAGGAUCUUCGGCUUUCCUGUGCACUACACGGACGUGUCCAACAUGGGCCGCGGUGCCCGCCAGAAGCUGCUCGGGAGGUCCUGGAGCGUGCCUGUCAUCCGACACCUCUUCGCCCCCCUGAAGGACUACUUUGCCUGUGAAUAGUCCCCCAGCCACUCCGGGGCACUGCGGUGUGCGGGGCAGGGCUGGGACCCAGGAGGCACAUCCCAGGCCCCGGCCUUCCUUAGCUCAGCUGUGUGGGGUCACACCACGUAUCUUGGGCCACAGCCACCCGACACCCUCUUGGCAGGGGGUGCCCAGGUGCCACCUCCUUGCGCACAAUUCAACUUGGCCUCUUAGAACGGCCAAACACGGUGCUCAUCUUAUCUUGUAAAACUUUGAAACUUGAAGUAGUUAGUACAGAUUGCUUUUUUUCCCCCUCCCUCCUGGGUUUACCGCUCAGAAACAAUGGCUAAUAUACCAAAACCACAGUGCUGACAUGACUGCUCUCCCAUACUCAGGUUAAGGCUGAAAAGUGAACCGAGGCAGUUACUGCAAUACUUUAUUUUUUAAGCGUCCGCAGCAACUUGUUUCCAGGUGUGUACAGACAUGUUGUAGCUGAGGGACAUUUUAAGGGACCAGGAUGCUUUUUUUCUAGGGCAGAUUUGGAAAUGAUGUCUGCCAUUCUUGAAUUUUACCCAGCAUGUUCCCCUCACCUCAGUAUAAAGGGCUGGGAUGCACUGUUGGGGCCCACUGAGAGUAUUGUCCACACUGGUGAUAAUUUCAGGGCUAUUUUUCCCCCCUAGACCCAAGGGGAGGAAGGGUCACCCUUAGCUAAAUCCCUCCCAGUGACUGCAAUAGAACCCUCCAGGCAGCUCAGGAAGGAAGGGGUGGUCUGGGCCAUAAGCUGACAUAUAUUAUGUAGGUAGGUAUGGCCACUCACUAUCUCUUCCCUGUGUGAGGAGUGGAAGAGGACCCUUAGGUAAGGACUCCACCCCCGUCCACACACAGAUGCACCCUCCCUUCAUCACAGAUACAGGUCCCCCAGAUUAGAAGUAUGACCCUAACUCCUCAGUCUUUCUCGAAACACAGAAGCAGUGAUAGCCAGGGGCAGAAGCACAUUCCUCGCAUCUAAGAGACUGCAGGGGGAAAACUGUAAUAAAAGCGUGACCCUCCUUCCAGAGAUUUUUAAGUCCUUUUUUAUUCCAUGGUAAUUCUUUUGUAGGGAUAACAUGAGGUGGACAAGCUGCAUUUCAGAAAUGCUGUUGUAAUGGUUUUUAACACCUUUUACUCUUCUUACUGGUGCUAUUUUGUAGAAUAAGGAAUAUUAUUGACAGGUUUUGUGGGCGUUUUUUUUUAAUACAUUUUUUAAAACUCAGACUUCUAUUUUUGUUUUACCAUUUUCAUAGAAAUUUUUUGUGUGUGACGGGAGUCACAUAACAAGAACGGGGGUAAAUUGUGCCUUGUUUCCACAAUUUUUUUGUUAUUUUGGGGGCUGAAAGAUAAAGGACGCCUGUUGUUUACCUUCUGUUGGAUUAAAAUCAGUAUUUCUCUAUAACUG